Entamoeba invadens IP1 is the source of this 5661-nucleotide messenger RNA. RefSeq names its product serine-threonine protein kinase, putative. Gene Ontology annotation, cellular component: cytoplasm. Lineage: Eukaryota; Evosea; Mastigamoebida; Endamoebidae. Gene Ontology annotation, molecular function: ATP binding; protein kinase activity; protein binding. The coding region runs from base 1 to 5661 and encodes 1886 amino acids. Gene Ontology annotation, biological process: signal transduction; protein phosphorylation. The record is from RefSeq and is a predicted model, not a curated record. The transcript has 3 exons.
AUGGCGGAGCCCUCUCAACAACCAAGUCCAUCUCCUCGACGACAAACUUCUGGCUAUUUUCUUAUUAACCCCCUUUCAACGUCUUCAAACAAAGACAAACAGUUCAACUCGUUCUAUUGCGAAAUAGAUGACAUGACGACUCGUGACUUAAACAUGGAAGGCGUCCCAUUGUGUCUUGUUGAAAUUUUGAAAUACAUCGAAAAGAGUGUUCGAGCCAAUCCCACGUUAUUUAAAGAUAAACCAAUAGGGGCGUUCCCUUGUAUUCAAUUGUUGACGCCAAACAAAACAAUUCUGUCGAUGACGUUGCGUCAUAUCAAUGAACACGAGACGUCAAAGUCAUUACAACGCCUUGGAGUGAGUAAAAAGGAUGCGAAAAAGAUCAAAUUGUUUUCAUUAGAACACGACUACUCGUCUUUCUUUAUGAAACUCAACGCAAAUGCAAAUUUUCUGAACGCGCACUUCUCCCAAAUGAAACGAAUGAUCGACGCGUUUAAUGUCAUUCCAUCAACACGAGACUUGGAAAACGUCAGGACCGCCUUUAUAUUACUCAAACUGUUCUUCUUGUUCCUCCCAACACCAAUUCUCCCUCCGGAAUUCCUGAAGAAACUCUCAAAAAUGUAUAAAGCAAAUCCGAUGGACUUAGUCGGCAACAGACAAACUAUAAGAAGUGCUAUUGGCGAAAGGAGGGAGAAAAUAGUUAAUAAAACUAUUAACUUUCUUAUUGAAUUAUCGCUCAUCACUGCAAUGGAAAAGCAAGAAAUUGAUGAGAUGGUGUCUUGCUUUGUGAAGGCUAUGGCUUGCACAGACAACCAAAUUUCUACGAAUGUCAUCGACUCACUACUUGUGUUGUGGAAGGCAGACUGCUCCAACGACUCAAAUAUUUUAAAUCACUUAGAAGGCGAAGUCGUGUUAAGAAAGUACGAACGCGCAGAAUGUCUGAAGUACAUGUGCGUUGAUGGGUCGUUGUGGGGGUCUCGAGAGAAGAACGAAGACGUUGUCUCUGGCAUCCUUUUCAUCACGACGUUUCGAAUUAUCUUCUGUCCGUUCGACGAGGUGCAAGUCAACAAAUUUGUGUCUGAGAUCUCCGUCAUUAACAUUGCAGCGGUCAAAGUGUAUGGAGAUAAAACAAUCACUGGUGCUCAGAACAACAUUUUCUAUUUGCGUGUUGUUGGGAAGAAUUUGGUCUGCACGACAUUCAAAGUGUUUGAAUGUAUUAAAGACGAUUUUGUUCAGUUACUUUCGAAGUUACAACAAGACUACAUCGUCGAUUUAGUACCGACACUCGAAAAGGACGCAAUUGAACGCGACGCCAAGAGAAUGAACAUCACACAGAAAUGCUUUAAUUGGUACACCCCACCCCUCCCUUUAUAUGGGAUUGCUGAACGACCAAUUGUUGUUUCAUUCAAAUCUCCAAGUGGGAGUUUGUUGCUCAGAUUUGGUACUGUUCGAGAGUGUUCCGUUUCGAAUGGAGUCACCAACAAAACGCCGACAGUGAAAGUGGAAAAUUUGAAUCAGUUUGCUUGUAGAACAGUCGAACCAAUAGGAGAAAUGGAGAGAUGUUUUAGUCGCAUGCAAAUAUUAGUAGGGCGACACACGACGGAUACUUCAAAUGAUGAAUUUGACGAGAAGGUCAUGAUGAUCUCGCGAUGUGUUGAUGGGUUUGUCUCGCUGUCGAUCAUAUUAGUCAAACAAUUGAAUGAGAAGAAAGACGUAUUGUUGGUCCCAAGAGACUUAAAUAGCGAAGACAACGUCGUAGCGUUUGAAGUGUUAGCUGAAGUGAUAUCCGAUCCUUUCUAUAGAACACUUGAAGGUCUUAUUGUGAUACUGAAAAAGCAAAGUAUGGCUGAGAGUGAAAUAGUCUUAGUGUUACUUAUAGUGGCCAUUGACGCAGUAAUGAAGCAGAACUUCUCGAAAUUCCAAUACAAUGAAGAGCUUCUGCUCUUGUUGUUUGAUAACUUGUUCCAACGUAACGAUGUGUCUUCCCUUGAAGGUGUGAUAUCGACAAUUUCAAAGAACAAGAGUCUGUAUAUGAAUACGUUGUAUAACACACAAUCACAGAACGACACAACACCAUUAACGUGGAGACAUAUCAAUGGGAUGAACUGUUAUUGUUUCCAGCGGUGGAGAGUGUUGAUGGAAAAGAAUUCAAAAUUUGACAUGAAGAUAUCGAAGUGUGAUACGAAGACAACGGAACUGUUUAAUAAAGAACAAAACAUCGUUAGAAUACCACAACACCUCAUUAAUCUGCAACACCUGGCUCUUAUAGACCUCUCCGGAAAUGAACUCUCCGAGUUUCCAAAGGAAAUAUGCCAACUGCCGCACCUGAGAAGUCUUAACUUGUCGUCAAACAAAAUUGGAGUUGUCACUGAAGAGGUCUCAAGACUUACGACUCUUCAAAAUUUGAACUUGAGAAACAAUUUGAUCAUCUCCCUCCCUUCAUUCAUUCAAGUACCUCUCCUCUUCUUCGACAUCUCGUAUAACCCAAUUGCAGACGUCAACAAAGGUAUAACACCAAUUUUCCGUUUAAAUCCAUCGCUUGAAGUCUUUAUAGGGGAGGACUUGAAACGAUUUCCAAAUGAAUUGAGUAAAAUGAGCGAACUCGUUUCGCUUGAUAUUUCUAACACGAUAUUUAACAUCGACGAGUUCAUCGCAAACCCUCCGAUCAAAUUGACUGAACUCAAACUGCGCAAUUGUGGGCUGAAAUGUAUUCCAAAUAACUUGUGGAAUCUGAAGCUGAAGAAAUUGGAUGUGCGAGAUAACGCGAUUCUCAAGAUAGACUACGAAUUCUUUUCUAUGACCACAUUGGAAGAGGUUGACUUUCGAGGCAAUGGAAUCAAGCGGAAAAGUGUACUAUUUAAGAAACUUUUUAAUUUGAAAAAGGCAUUCAUUGACUCUACUGCAAAGGCGGAAAGGAUAUUAGACCAACAUCGCGUUAUAGAAGCUGUCACAGACAUUGAUAAAGUGGUUAUUACCGGUGAUGAUUUUCGUAGUGAAGUAUUUAAUAUUCUUCAAAAGAAAAUGAAGGAGUACGGACGAGUAGUUGAAACGAAUGGGAGUUUCUACUUUUCGCCGAGUAUUAAAAGAAAGAAGAUUGACAGUUACGGGGAGAAGGUUGAAUUUUGUAUUGGCAAGAUAAAGGCGAUAGAAGAGAAGAUGUGGGAGAACCGUCGUAAGUUAUACGUAGUGUGUCGGAACAGUUGUGGGAAGACGAGUGAGCGUGUGUUGAGUGCGUUGAUGUCUGUUGGAGUGACGAAAGGGGUAGUGAUAGUGAUAGAGAGUGACUUGAGUGUGAAAGAUUUAGGGAAAUAUGGGGUGUUGAAUACCAAAUACAUUCAAGUGUCGAACAAAGAAAAGAAGUAUAGUGAAUUAGCAAGUUAUUUGAACAACGAAAUUAAACUGCGGAGCGAGAAGAGUGAAGAUGGAUGUGAUCUAGUUGUGAACGAACUAGGGAUUGUUGGUGUUACCCAGUUCAAUAUGACCGAACCCCAAUUUUCGGAGUUCAUUUCUCUGUUAAAUCUGCCCAUCAACCAAAGUCUUGUCAUUUCAAAAUGGUUGCAAGAAAAUGGGUACAUCAUUUCAUUACCCGAAUCGCGCGAUUGCUUCAUUCCCACGUCUUCAAAUGCAACCGACAAACGCAUUUUAGUCGAUUUGACGUUCUUUGAGGCGGUCAAAGACGCGAUAUUUAAAGGGGAACUCCUCCGAGGGUUUUGUGAUGGGCGACUGUUUGAUCGACUUCACAUUAAAGCGUCGAGUAAACCAUUUUUGUUGGAAAUGAUGAGUUACUAUGGGAUAUGCUUCUCACUCUCAUACAAGUGCGCAAAGAGCUUUGGUCUUACAAAACAGUUUGAAGAGGUAUACACCUUAGUGAGUACCGACCGACAGAAAACCCCGAAGAGAGUGACGAAAGGCCUUUUGGCCGAUGUGAAGGACUUGACGUCGUUUGUUUCGACAAAAGAAAUCAAAUUUGUCAAGGAAGACCUCCUCAAAACAAAAAGUGUUGAAAAUUUGCCGGUGUCUGCUGUUGAAAUUGAACGAAGGAAUGUCACUCAGAUUACUUUAAGUGACGAGAGUGUAUUGGUAUACCCUUACUUAAAUCUCGACGACGACGAAGUUGGAGAGAAGCGCGAGAUAUCGCGGCGUUUGACGACUGAGUUUUCGCAGAGUGUGUUGUGUCGGUGCGAGUCGAAGAAGUUGCUUGAAAAUCCGUAUGUACCGAAGGGGUGGCCGCUGUACCACAAGAAGAAUGAAGUUGAAGUUGGACGUGUUUACCUUCUACAAACGCACACGACCAAAUUAGUGAGUUGUAUCAAUUGUUUUACUUCCUUGAAGUAUGAAGUGGUACACCAAUGGAAACAAGGUGUGGUAUGUACGUGUCGAGAUGGAGCGUUAUUAGUAUAUCUCUUAGUAAGAAGUGAUUUAGACGAGAAGCGUGUUUACGUUCGAGUGAGGUACCUUUUAACGAGUGAUUCAGUGUGUUUCCAUGGGUGUAGUGUGUUAGAAGAGACGUGUGUGAUGAUUGAGUCAUUAUUAGAGAUGAACAAAGUGAAAUAUGAGAUGUCGGUGUUAUGUCCGCAGUGUUUAGUGCAUGGGUUAAUUCAUUUAAUUGAUAUGAAACAAUUAAAAGCGAGUGUGAAAGAGUUGAAUGUGUAUUUAGUGUGUGGGGAGUGUCGAGUGAAUUUGGUGAUAUCCGUCUUUGAGUUCUUUGUGUCUGCGUUUCGGUUUGACAAGCUUACGAAUAUCAGCGACUUUCAGUAUAUCAAGGGGAUUGCGACGGGGUCGAAUUCAGUGAUCAGUUUAUAUGAAGUCAUUCACGACACGAUCGGCCUUCAAAUUGGAGAGAAAGUGAUCAUCAAAACGUCGCAGAUGGACUUUUCGAGUUCACAAAUGGACGACUCGCAAACUGCGGAGGGGAUGUUCACCAAUUACAUGCAAGAGUUCUUCAGAGAGAUGAAAUUUAUUCGUGCGCCACAUAAUAUUCACGUCGCUUCGAUCUAUGGAUACUCCGUCAAACCGUUGUGCAUUGUCAUGGAAUAUUUCAAUGGGGGCAACUUGUUCAAUGCACUCCACGAUAACAAAGGAAUCGCUUUUGACUGGAAAAUGCGAUUGAAAAUAGCAACGGAUGUUGCUAAAGGCCUUGGCGUUAUUCAUAAGAUGGGGUAUAUCCACAGAGACGUGAAAUCUCCAAAUGUUGUGCUUCGCACGGACUCACAAGGGACAAUUGAAAGUUGUGCAGUCAUCGACUUUGGCAUGUCUGUCAAAAUAAUUAAGCAAAAGAGUGAGAAAGAAAAGGAAACGACUGAAGACAAAGAAGGUCCUACAGAUGAGGUCGAAUGCCCGUAUUGGCUUGCUCCGGAAGUAAUUUCAGAGCAUCGAACGACUCCAAAAGUCGAUGUGUAUUCAUACGGAAUUGUGUUGUGGGAAUUGGUGACUAAUAAAGUCCCAUUUUCUGAGUGUAAAUUCUUCACAGAAGUCAAAGAGAAAAUAGUAAGUGGAUUACGACCAUCUUUUGAUGAAAAGACUGAACUCAAAGAAUUAAUCAAAAGAUGUUGGGAUCAAAACGACCUUAUUAGACCAGACUUCGAUGAGGUUUUAAAAUACUUGGAAGAGCUUAGUCUGUCAAAACAAUCAUCAAAACCAUCGAAAAUCUCUAAAAUGUUUUAA